AUUUUUCACAAUAAUUCCGAUCCCAUGAAACAGUUUAAUCUUGCCGAUAUGUGGUCUCUAGGAAACGGACGAUAUGAACCUUUAUCACGGUGGUUGGCAUUAUUUCUUCACCAAGUUUUCCACCUGACGUCAACCAUGGCCGAAACCACAGAAACCGAAAAGGACUCGUCCUAUUUCGAGGCUAAACACAUGACCCCCGUCUGGAUCGCCCUGGGUGUGGUUAGUGGUGUCCUGGUCACGUGCAUUCUGUGCUGUGGUAUAAAGGCCUGGUGCUGCCGAGGCAGUAAGACCGAAGACCAAAAGAAGGCUGAACAAAGGGCAAAGAUGAAUCGGCCUCCAAGUGAGGCUCUGGCGAAGAAGAGGAAGGAGAAGAAGACGAAAGCUCAGCAAGAAGACAACAAACCUUACAGGAAUAAGUCAUUGGCGUCUCUGCGCAGUCAGGGUAGAAAGGGGAACAGCAGGCCGGAGACCAGGGCAUCUGUGAUAUACGACAGGGAGCUGGGGGAUUAUACGAUCAGCCCGGAAAGCAGAAUGGGAGAUUAUGGCAAGGAUAUCAACAUGGCCAACUACGCCGUCUACGAUCCGGUGAAGGCGUAUCGGAUGGAGACCCCACGCGACCAAUCGCCCACUGAUUCGCUAAACGACAACAUGCGGCGUCCGCUGACGAAAAACGCCGCACAGGAGGAUGCCGACUUAGCUGAUCGCUACCUGACGCAGUAUCGGAUGACCUUGACCUCUAGUAAGGGCAAGAAAUCUGCCAAAGGGGGUAAAAAGAUUUACACAGCUUGAUAUUUGCGCCAAAUCUGAACAUAAUUAAUCAAUUCUAUAAAGUCGGUGACGAAAAGUUCUUGCCACAACUACUGUCUUUCUAAAUGAAUAAAUUGGUCUGGCCUAUAUUGAGUAUUAAGGCCAAGUACAUUGUAUAGGCGAAGAACAAGGGCGAAGAAGAAGCCAAUCGGGUUAAAGAAGCCUGAUUACGGUGCAAUCAUUGCGCGAUGGAUCACUUGACCUUAUAAAAAUGAAGAGAUGUAUAUACUGCUGAAACUGUCUUCGUGUACAAUCACAAGGCCCAUCCGUCCAUGGGAAACCACCCCUCAUAGAUCUUGAGUUCAUUUAGUUGAGGAACUAAACUACGUGCUUCGUUUGCAAGCCAUCUCUUAUCGAUAACAUUGUCCAAAGAUGUGUUGGUGAAUGACUGUGGCAAACUCUGACGUACAAUGAAAUUUGCCAACUCAAGUAUUGCGUUUCGGCAUAUUUGAGACAUUACAUUCACAAUUCCACUGGCCGUACAACACUUGGUUUCGGAAUUUUGUUGUACUGUCCAAUCGCCUUUCAGUCAUAAUUUCAAAGGGGGGGGGGGGGGGGGCUUAUG
Molecule: messenger RNA, 1372 nt
Organism: Lineus longissimus
Lineage: Eukaryota; Metazoa; Nemertea; Pilidiophora; Heteronemertea; Lineidae
Exons: 2
Coding region: 25-789 (254 amino acids)
Source: RefSeq, a predicted model, not a curated record